Molecule: messenger RNA, 9140 nt
Organism: Dermochelys coriacea (leatherback sea turtle)
Lineage: Eukaryota; Metazoa; Chordata; Testudines; Dermochelyidae
Gene: BTRC
Product: beta-transducin repeat containing E3 ubiquitin protein ligase
Exons: 19
Coding region: 611-2575 (654 amino acids)
Molecular function (GO): protein dimerization activity
Source: RefSeq, a predicted model, not a curated record
GGCGGUUCCUGCUUGCGCUGGCUGCGGCCUGCCUGGCACUGAGGGAGGGGGCAGCCCAGGCCCCGGACCGGCGGCGGCGGCGGCGGGGCGGGACUAUGGACCCGGCGGAGGCCGUGCUGCAGGAGAAGGCCCUGAAGUUCAUGAUACUGGAGCCAGCCUUUUGAAGAACUUCUCUUGCUUGCACUUUCACUCCUGUGUCAGGAAACAGGCAGAGCUUCCAUGAGAUGCUGGUGGACGUUUCCAUGGCACUUUCUGACCCACCAAAGGCACCUGAUGGAUUUCAUCAUAGAGGAGGAGGAGGAGGAGACAGAGGAAGAACAGUACCCUGGCAUGGCAGACUUGCACUGGCAGAUGCAGCUCAGUACAACCAGUGCAUCGGGUGCAGGACUACAAGACCUAGGAUGACCAGCAGUGGGUCUAGAACUUUUGUGUGAAGAAAGCUACAUUUCUGGAGCUUUGUGAGCAGCUUUCCCUGACUCUCCAGUGUAAAGACACACACAUGAGGCACUCUUGCCUGUCCAUCAGCGGGCUGCUAUGACCGCCUGGAAGCUGGCUACCCCAGACUGCUACAGAUUAAAAUCCUGGUAGAGGUGUCCACAGAGCCAUUUGGAUGUCAAUGUCAUCAACGCUGUCUGCAUUACUAUGGCUUGCUGUGCUCCUCGCAAUCUUUGUGAAGCCAGAGAAUCUCUCUGGAUACAACCUGGUUAAUCACAGUUCCAGAAGUGCAGAGACAAUGCCCCGAAUACACAUGCCCAAAGAUGGAUUCCAACUUGCAUCUUCUGGAUACCAAGCAUGGCUAAAGCAGUGCUCUAUGCCCAGAUCUCUGUGGCUGGGCUGCUCCAGCCUGGCGGACAGCAUGCCCUCGCUGCGAUGCCUGUAUAACCCAGGGACUGGCGCACUCACAGCUUUCCAGAAUUCCUCAGAGCGAGAAGACUGUAAUAAUGACGAACCCCCUAGGAAGAUCAUUCCAGAGAAGAAUUCACUUAGACAGACCUACAACAGCUGUGCCAGACUGUGCUUAAACCAAGAAACAGUAUGUCUAGCGAGCACUGCUAUGAAGACUGAAAAUUGUGUGGCCAAAACAAAACUUGCCAAUGGCACUUCCAGCAUGAUUGUACCCAAACAAAGGAAGCUGUCUGCAAGCUAUGAGAAAGAGAAGGAGCUGUGCGUCAAGUAUUUUGAACAGUGGUCCGAGUCCGACCAAGUGGAGUUCGUGGAACAUCUCAUCUCCCAGAUGUGUCAUUACCAGCACGGACAUAUAAACUCGUACCUCAAACCUAUGUUACAGAGGGACUUCAUCACUGCACUGCCAGCUCGGGGUUUGGAUCACAUUGCCGAGAACAUACUGUCGUACCUGGAUGCCAAAUCGUUAUGUGCUGCUGAGCUGGUGUGUAAGGAGUGGUACCGGGUGACAUCUGAUGGCAUGCUGUGGAAGAAACUUAUUGAGAGAAUGGUCAGGACAGACUCGUUGUGGAGAGGGUUGGCAGAGAGGAGAGGAUGGGGACAGUAUCUAUUUAAAAAUAAGCCACCUGAUGGGACUGCCCCACCCAACUCCUUCUAUAGAGCACUUUAUCCAAAAAUUAUACAGGACAUAGAGACAAUAGAAUCAAACUGGCGGUGUGGAAGGCACAGUUUACAGAGAAUCCACUGCCGGAGUGAAACUAGCAAAGGGGUUUAUUGUUUACAGUAUGACGAUCAGAAGAUAGUAAGUGGCCUGCGAGACAACACUAUCAAGAUCUGGGAUAAGAAUACAUUGGAAUGCAAGCGAAUUCUGACUGGACACACGGGUUCCGUCUUGUGCCUACAGUAUGACGAGCGGGUGAUCAUUACUGGAUCUUCUGAUUCAACCGUCAGGGUGUGGGAUGUGAAUACCGGUGAGAUGCUAAACACACUGAUUCACCACUGUGAAGCAGUACUGCACCUGCGCUUUAACAAUGGCAUGAUGGUGACUUGUUCCAAAGACCGUUCCAUUGCCGUCUGGGACAUGGCUUCCCCAACAGACAUUACCCUGCGGAGGGUCCUGGUAGGACACAGAGCUGCUGUCAACGUAGUGGACUUUGAUGACAAGUACAUUGUGUCAGCAUCAGGUGACAGGACUAUAAAGGUCUGGAACACUAGUACCUGCGAGUUUGUGCGCACCUUAAAUGGCCACAAACGAGGCAUCGCUUGUCUGCAGUACAGAGAUCGGCUAGUAGUGAGUGGCUCUUCAGAUAACACUAUCAGGUUGUGGGAUAUCGAGUGUGGAGCAUGUUUACGAGUACUGGAAGGCCAUGAGGAGUUGGUGAGAUGCAUACGCUUCGAUAACAAGAGGAUAGUCAGUGGGGCGUAUGAUGGGAAAAUUAAAGUGUGGGAUCUUCUGGCUGCUCUGGACCCACGUGCUCCAGCUGGGACCCUCUGUCUGCGAACCCUCGUGGAGCAUUCUGGGAGAGUCUUUCGACUCCAGUUCGACGAAUUCCAGAUCAUCAGCAGCUCGCACGAUGACACAAUCCUCAUGUGGGACUUCCUGAAUGACCCAGCUGCCCAAGCAGAAUUGACCCGCUCCCCAUCCAGAACGUAUACCUACAUCUCCAGAUAAAUAACACUACACUGUACCUCACGCGCACAGAACUCGUUUAAGCUGCAGUAUUUAAAUUAUCUGCCAAUGCCGGGACAAAAGAACUAUCCACAUAACCAAUCCUUGCGGAAGAGAGAGGCUCUCAGAUUCAUUUCUAGAAACAAAGUUGGUCUGCAGUUGAUCUCCGACAGGUUCUGCUCAGCGCAGCUGACUGCUGAAGUGCUGCUAUAUCAGAAGAUGUCUUUGGUCUUUCAUGAACGAUUAACAUUUUUAAACCACCUCUCUUCCUUUUCCCCUCUGCCUAGCCACUUCCCUGUUUUUCCCUCUUUCCCCAGUCACAGAUGUCCUAUAAAUAUAUUUAACGUGUUGCCAGAAUUUGUUGCUUUGGUGUUAAACAGAAGACUCAUUGCCACUGUGCAUCCUGCUGAGAGUCACUUCCGGGUGGGGGGGAAGGGGCUGCUGCUUAGAAUAUUAAACAACAUCAUUGCUGGGCUUUUGUAAGACCAUGUAAUUGCUGACUCUGAAAAUCAGCAAACACCGUGCUGGAGAGAAGGUGAGAGCCCCUGCUGCCUUUGGGCGUUCUCUCUGGAAAGCGGGGCUUGUGGAGCUAUUCGGCAUCUGAAGCUGACAGUUUGGAGCCAAAUCCGCCUCUUGCUUUCAUCUCUUGCUUGUCUCUCUAACUCUUUGGAGGCUGGAUGUGUAUCCCUCCACAGUCAUUGGGCUGCCAGUCUGGUCAGUGCCAGUCCACAAAAGGUUAAACUGGCUUCUGCCCAAGUCCCGUCUUGCCUGGGGGUGGGAAUCAGUUCCAGAAGGGUAGGGGGCAGUAUUUCACUAUCAAAGACAUUAUCUGUACCCAGGGCAAGAUUCUGUUUCUCCUGCUAUUGGCCCUGAAGACAGUAUGGAUUUUGUUAAUGGUUUACGAUUUCUACUUCUGAUUAGAUAGAAACAUGAGGCUGGGGUGGGGAGAAGACUCAGCAACCCUUUUUCCUCCUCCCCCAGGAGAUGCCACCACCAGAGGAUGGAAGAGGGAGCUGCAGAGGACCUUGUUAGCCCAGCUUUGGGGGGCUUUUGUGGCUGAACACAUCCCUAAAUAAGAAUAUAAGAGCUGCUGUAGUGAGUCAGAUGAGUGGUCCAGCUAGCCCAACAUCCUGUCUCUGACAGUGGCCAGCAUGAUGCACUGUGACCCAGGAGGGCAUGGCUGGAUUGGGUCCUGUGGCUGAUUGGGCAAAUACAGCCAGUUGGCUGGGACAGGCAUGCGUGUUUUCUCAUUGGUUUAACCAGUGGGAUUGUCUAUCUUGGCCAGCUGGCUGUACCUCUAGGCCAGCUCUGCAUUAUUUCUGGGGCUGGUGCUGCCAGUUCCCAGUGUGGGCGACGGAGAUGAGCUUUGUGACCUUCCUGAGCCCCAGCCUUCUCUGCACUACAGUUUAGAAACAGACGAUAAUUAACCCAUGUCUGAUAAUCACCCUGACUCUUCACACACUAGCUGAGACUUUUGAGAACCACUAUGGCUCAGAAUGGAGAGCAUCCCGCUGGCAGGCAGGACACGAGCAGCGACUCUCAUCAUCUCAGCCAGUCAGCUAGAUCAAAAGGGCCAGUGGGGGACUCUGCAGGUGCUGGCUUCCCCACUGCCGCGGGAACAGCAAUCCGAAAGGCCUUGCUUUUGGAAGCGGAAGGGUUAAAUAAAAUAAUCUCCAGUCAUUCCAACCUCAGUUGAGGGUCUGUCAAAAUUUCUGGUACAAAUCUUAGGCCCAGUUCUCCCACUGCAGGUCUUGAAUGACACCCAUUGCCUUCAUUGGGAGUUUGUCCUGUCCUGCACUGGGAAACUAGACCCCUUUAUCUCCUCAGCUCUAAGGUUGGAACUUGACAGAUGAGAGAUUUGACUGGUAUAUUCUCGCCAGCCUUGCUCUGCUGGGGGUCACGAUUGCAUCACUCUAACUAGCUUUGCUGUCCUUUUUCCACCAGCAACGUUUUUGCAAGUGACUAGCCCAAUAUACAAGACUUGCUCUCGGUGACUCGAGGAGCUAGCAGAUGGGAAGGCAGUGGAGACAUUGGAAGAGCUGGUAGAGCUCAGAGUACUCAGAACAGCUCCAAAGGAGCAUGAGAAUCAGUGCAAAAAGAAACACCGAGCUCCCAUAUGUCUUCAGGAGGGCCUAGGAUGCGGAGCGACUCUAAAGAGCCUUUUAGUCAGAGCUGGUCAUUGACACGCCUCUGACUUUCUAUUUGUUUAAAUUACUAUUGUAAAAUAAACGAACUCUGUUCAGAUAACAUUCAUGGUCUGACUCAGAGGGGCAGAGGCAAAGAAAUGUUGAGUCAAGGCCAAAAGCUUAUCCUUAAUACUAAGCUGAACUAUUGCCAAGGUCACUGGCUGCUGGGUGAUCAGACAUACUGGAUCCCCAAAGCAUGGCCGGAGACGGGUGGAUCAUUUUUUUCACUCUGAAUUGCUCCGGCUGAAGUGGAGUUCCAAGUCUCAUCCUUAAUGUUGUUUGAACACAGCUCCUUUUGGUUCAGUUGUUACAAAACUGGAGUGUGGCUGUGUGAGAGUGGACAUUAUAUGGAGCUGGCUGCAGACUCAACAGCUUUUCUUUCCUCCGUUUGUCUUGUCACUUUUCGGCUACAGGCUGUGCUAGACGAUCAUGACUCUUCGCCUUGGAUGCUACAGAGGUUCUCGCUGUUUUAUCACUGUCCUUGGGGGUGGUGCCUGCUAGCGUAGAGUUUGUUUUGCUAAUUAUGAGGACUUGGGGAGAUCCAGAAUGCUUACUGGCCAAACAUGGAGACAACACUGUUGCAAGUCAUCAUUGGUUGUCCUAGCCCUGCUGUUCUAUGCUGCUAUUUUGAAACUUCUAAGCAUUGUUGGGUUUUUAAGUGGUACCAGAGUUGUAAUUCUGCUGUAUAAAUCUGUUUGUAAGGUACAGUGUGUGAGCAACUGCUGCAAUUUUUUUUUUUGUUGUUACGGUGUAUAGUAGAGUGGUUUUUGACUCUUCAGGAGGGACUAUAUCUGGGUACUUAAAUAUAGAAUAGCUCAAUGGAGAAUCCUACCCCAACCCCCAAGUUCCUUCUGAUGUCUAAGAAGGAAACUGAUCUAAGAAACUCAAAUCUGCCACAGCUCCCAGCCUUGGGGUCAUCUGCUGUUCAGCAUAGGGGAGGAAUAAUGUGGUUAUUAGACCUUCAUGUCAAGACUAAGCUGGCUUUCUACCUUCUCCACUAAGGAUCUGUGUGUGAAGAUUUCAAUGUGAAUUGACUGCGUAAUCCCCAACAGGGCUGGAGUAAAUGCAGCAUUUAAAAAGAAAAGAAAAAUCAAAUUAGCCUGCUGAAAGGAGCUAGAAGCAAGGGCUAGAGGUGUCCAUGGACUUCACGUGUUGCACAUCCAUUUGAAAUGAGAUACAUCUGCUGCAUCGAGACUGUCACUUCUCCCACAAGAGUCUUGCCUUUUGGACGUGGGGACUGGAAACGAGGUGGGACAUAAGAGCAAGACAAUCCAUUACAGUGUCACCAACGCCAGUUUGCGACUCCAGGGCAGCAAGAGGCCAGGAGGGAGCCUUGUUGCAAACCCACGUGUUUCUGAUCCCAGGAGGAAAGCUGCUCAUGUCAACCUAUGCAAACCCAGAGGACCUUUGCAGCUGUUCCUCUGCUCCCUGUUAACUUUCAGGGAUGGACACAUGCGGUUGGAACCGAGGGUUUCAGGUGGAGAGAGUUGAGGUCUGAUCAUUGUGAACAUCAAAAUGCUUUAAACUUGUUUCUGAACUGGAAGACGAUGUGGCCUGCUGUGCUUCCCCUUCCCAUCCACUUGUCCCUGCAUUGAAAGGAUCCUUCAGUCUGUAUUUUAAUCCCUGUACACUCAAAAGCUGGAGAGUAUGGUGCAUAUUUUUCCUCUUUCUCCCCCCUGCACUGUCUGAACAGAACAAUGGGCCUGAUGCUGAGACCCUCAUCACCCCGAAGUCCGGUUGGGAGUUAUGGAUGUUCAGCACUUGUCAGGUUUGGGCCUGUCACUCAAGUGUCCGUCGAUUUCCUUCAGCUCCCUUUUAGGUCUGCUUUUGUGACCCGGAAUUCCUGAACUGGUCCAUGGAGCAUUUGGUGGGAUGAUGCUUAGCUGCCCUUCCUCCUCAGCAGCUGAUAAUGGAGCAGAGGAGCCAGCCUGGCUGCUGCAGGGAUAUGGCUCAUUUGCAGAUGAGCUCUCGCCUGCAGGAGGGGAGGGGAAGGGAAGCAGCCCAGGUGAUUGGAAAGGGGAGGGGAGAGUGGCUCCUCUGCGAAGGUGGGGACUACACUGAACAAAUGUCAUGGCCCUGGUCUAGAUUGUGCACUGCUCUACAGUGUGCAGUUGGUUUAGAAGGAAGGAGAUUGUUCUAUGUAGGAGAGGGUAAAAAAAAGCCUUGUCAGAAACAACUGCUUCCUAGUAUUGCCGGAUUGGUUGACGCCCUGUUUUUUGUACCCUUUCGGGGUGGGGAGGACAAUCUGAAAUACAGUCAUUGGGAAUACCAACUGCCAAAGAGAACUUUACCAGGGGCCUCUUGCGGCAUGCAGGAUGCGUUUAUCUUGCUGAGCUUUGCCUUGUUGUUACCCCCACAUCACCACAAGCAACAAGAUUUCCAGAAAGAGAGGGUAACUUCAGGCGACCCCAGCUGCACCUCCAGAGGCAGGGCCUGCACAUGAAAUCUCUCCUGUGAUUGCCUGCUGGUUUUCGUCCAUGUGGUCCUCGGUCACCCUACCCUCGCUACGGAAGAGUGCUGCUCAGGGAGACUCCAGGUCCCAGCAUGCAAUGCUCCGUCUUGAGCCAAGCUGCCAUCACUUGGUUUGAGAUGGAAGAUGGCCUGCUGGGACUUGUAAGCUCUGACAGCUGCACCUCUGUGCUGAAGAUACUGCCAGCUGCAUUCUGAGGCUUUUUUCACACAAGGUUUGGCCUUUCGGCUGCUGCUGGCAGGUUCCCAACUCAGCCCUCAGUUGGUCUGUGGUAGGGCACCCUGCACCCUAUCAUAACAUAUGAUGCCUAAUCUGGCUCAGGAAUCUACCCACUCGCUACCUUUUAAAUUAUCCUCUAGGUGCCCUACCAAACAGCCUGGUGGCCAGCUCCUCUGUCUGCCUAGGACCAGGAGCACACUUCCACGCAACUGGAUUUCAGUCCCCAUUUGCUCGUGCUGUUACAGUUCUGUUCAACACACGUCCAUAACAUUAGUGACACUUGGUCUGCCCUACCAGCUUACCCUGGUGUAACUACGUCACUCAGGAGUGUGGAAAACCCAUCCCCCAAGCGACGGCAUUAUACCCACCUCACUAUGUCGGUGGGAGGGCUUCUCCCAUUGCCCUAGUGCUGCCUCUUGGGGGCUGGAGUCCCUGCGCUGGUGGGGGAAGCUCUCUGGGUUGCAUAGUAGCUGUGCUGCUGCAGCGCUCUAAGUGUAGACAAGCCCCGUGUGUGUACACACCCGCUGACAGGUUUAAUUCUCAGCUUGAGGGGGACACAUGCACUACAGCCAUGCCUGAGCAGAGUCCCACCAGACCCUCCUGGGUACAGUCCCGCACAGCUAGCCCGAGCCACCACCCAUGCUGCUGCAGCAACGCUGCCACUUUUAGGUACAAACUCAAGCAGAGCUAGUGUAUCUGUCUACCCAAGCUGGGAAUUACAACUCCCAGCGGCUCCGUGGAUGUAACCUUAGGGAUGCAUUGCUCACCACAGGCCCCUUACAAUACUGCCCCUGGCUACUGGUUACAUUUUAGCAAAGGGCCACCCUGAGAAGUUUUCAAGUGACUCCUAUAUGAUUAUGGCCAGAAAGAAGAGUGACUUGGUAAAAUUUGGUCCUCCUUACUCAACAUGACUACUGCCUGUGUGUCUUUGAGUCCUAGUUGCUGACUUCACUGGUAAAAUGUGUUGAUCCUGUUAGCACUGCAAAGCUAAUUAUUAGUAAAGUUCUACUUGCGGAAUCAUUACUCCUGGAAGAGGGUGACCCACCUCUGAUCGUCAGGUCCCAAGCUGAUGUCCGUGCUAGUGAACUGGCUGGUAAAAAGGAUUUGUCCUGCUGUGAAACUCAUUGAGACAACCAAUGUGGAACUCUAUGUUGUCACCUCUGAGUGUAACCCCACUUUCAGCUCCUUUCCUUGGUGUUCCGACAUGAGAUGCUGGGCUGCUAAUUCCAUCCAUAGUCAUGAUGCAAAAGGCACUGGUAACCAACAAAAGGUAAUUGAUCCAGUAACUUGUAAUUACUUUUACAGCAUAGCUUCUUAAUACCCCUGAGCACCCAAUCAUCCAGCCUGUGCAGCAUCACUUUUAAACUGCUCAGAUGGAGGUGGGUGUGUAAGUGGAAGGGAUAGAAAGAACAUGGUCUCUUCAGAGUUUUCUGUUUGUUAUUCUGCUAUAUUUGUUCUCUAGAUUCUUAAGUAAUGAGUGCUUUGAAUUUUGUGAUUAUGUUACCGUGAAGUGUAGGUAAUGUACUAAUGUUCACUUGAACUAGGAUCAUGGUAACAGCGUGGGUUUUUUAUUAUUUUAACUGUUCAGAAAAUAAGUUAAAUACAAGUGUAAUAUUAAGCUGUGAAUCUGUUGUUUUAUUUCUGGUAUGGAGGGUGUAACCCUAAAUACAAAAAGUCUCAAUUCUUCUUUGAA